AUGAAUCGAAAAGGGGCUCAUUUUGACUGUGUGACGCAGUUUGAGGACCGAGCCAGUGAAGACCUGCCAAGUGAGGUCAACAACCUACAGGGGGCGCCAGGAGUGAGAAAAGGACUGCAGUACUGCACAGCAGCAGCAGGAGGCGCUCAGGAGAUAAACCCCACCAGUGGCGUGUUUAUAAACAUUCUCACACUUCAGGAACACAUGAAGGAAACCAUCCUGGAGCCACUUGAUCACAAGAACCUGGAUCAGGAUGUGCUCCAUUUUGCUGAUGUUGUAAGUACAACUGAGAACGUGACAGUGUACACCUGGGAAAACCUCCAGAAGCAUCUGCCCGCGGGGGCUCUUUAUAAGGUCAAGGUGUAUGAAUCCAAGCAGAACGUCAUUGUGUACAAUGAAGAAGAGACGGCUCCACUGGCCUCAAUGUGUGACCGGAGCGCACACGGCGUAAUCAGGGACUAG
Molecule: messenger RNA, 462 nt
Organism: Emys orbicularis (European pond turtle)
Lineage: Eukaryota; Metazoa; Chordata; Testudines; Emydidae
Product: 6-pyruvoyl tetrahydrobiopterin synthase-like
Exons: 5
Coding region: 1-462 (153 amino acids)
Biological process (GO): tetrahydrobiopterin biosynthetic process
Cellular component (GO): mitochondrion
Molecular function (GO): 6-pyruvoyltetrahydropterin synthase activity
Source: RefSeq, a predicted model, not a curated record